AUGGCAUUAUCGUUGGUCUUGGAACUCGUUACCAAUGAUUUGAUUGUGGAUGUCAUCAAGUCAGAACAGCAGCUGACAAGAAUUCGAGAUAGUCGUUUCGCAACGAGUCCAGGAUACCCUACACUCGAUGGGCUAGACAGCACCAUUAAUACCCCGAGUACAUGCGUGUUCAGCGAAGAGGAGAGUACAAGAAGCUCUAAAAUCAAAGAGCUCAACAGCCUCAACCUAACAUUGACCGACAAGUGGAAGCUUCCCCAUAUCGGUUCAUCGCUAGCCUCGCCACCCUCACUUCAGAUUGGAAAGAGUGUACCUGCGCGCCUCUUCUUCACUCCAGAUGGAAAGCUGGAUUCCUCGACUCAAUUCGGAAUGUUUUUACCCUAUGCUUCACCAAUCGACUCGGAAUCUGGGGAUUGGGCGCACAGUCGGAUGUCUUCCGGAUGCUCUAUCGAAACUGAUAUCACUAUUGACUUGUGGAACCGCGGGUUCUGAGAUACUGUUCCAUAGGAGAGGAUAACUAUCUGCUCAUAUACUAUAAGAUUCUGGUGUCCUUCUUAGCUAUCCUUCUUUAU
Puccinia graminis f. sp. tritici CRL 75-36-700-3 is the source of this 569-nucleotide messenger RNA. RefSeq lists its product as uncharacterized. The transcript has 3 exons. Bases 1 to 489 code for a protein of 162 amino acids. Lineage: Eukaryota; Fungi; Basidiomycota; Pucciniomycetes; Pucciniales; Pucciniaceae. The record is from RefSeq and is a predicted model, not a curated record.